GCUUAGUAACUUUCUGGAAGAAAUUAUAAGCAUCUAAAACACAUCUACUUUGCUAAUGCACUUUGGAGAAUACCAUCCUGAACAGUGCCUAGUAAUUUGUGCUCAAUUUCGUGCUCUUCAUUUCAACGUAAAGUCUCUCUUACUCAACAUUGCUUUUUAGCACAAGCCUAAUAAGGUUGGAAUUAGUAUAUUUUAUGUAUGCCAGAUAACCUUACAAAUUAACAGCUAGCAAAGCAGAUAUAUGACAAUUUAAGAUGUAUGUGGCUGUGGAAAUUGUUUUCAAAUGUCUUCAGUGAAAAUAUAAACAGAAGGGAUCCUUAAAUCCUCUGUAGCCUAAAGGAUUAUCCCUUGUAAAGUAGGUUAGUGUUAGAGACUAUUUCUCAGAUCUUUUUCUUGAAGUCUUUAAAGGGUGGUUUUCUGAAUAGUUGGUGAUUUUUCUGGAUAGUUGCACUUGCAUUGUCCCUGCUUCCUUUCCCUGGGUUUUUCCUUGGGGUAUAAAAAUCAUGAACACUAGAAUGUACAGUUCUGGAUUUUUCCCCCCUUGAUUUCCGGUCAAGACUCCCAUUGUGGAAACUUUUCCUUUUAAUGCUCUUUCUCCUUUAGUUAAAUGAAAAGAAACAAGCAUCAUCAACUAAUUAUAAAAAAUACCAAAUCUUAAUUGUCAAGCACAUGGGUCUUUAAAUGUGCCUAGAGAAAAAUAAUUGAAUUCUCCAAAAUUCAAAGAAAUCACCACUGGAGUGGCAAAAUGCCUGUAGUUUUAAAAGAAACUGACUCACAGCAUCCCUUCUAGAAAGCAGACUCUGAAAUUUAAUCCAAUCUUUAACUUUCAUAUUAGGCACAAUUUUUAAUCAAAAAACACUGAUCAUUGUGUCAUUUCAAGGCUUCAAAGCCUUCCCUAACUCCCAGCUGCACGAGGGGUUAAAUACAGACUCCUUGGCUAAUCAUUUGGGAUGCUCCCUUAUUGGCUCCAUCUUAUUUAUCUUUGAUUUCCUUAGAAAUAGCCUACUCCCAGGGUGCUGCGCCUACACAAACAUUGCCUAGCCUUUCCGGACCUUCAGGUAUUUCAGGCCAUGUUAAUCUCUUUCCCCUUCCGGAAAAUCACAGUGGUAUUUACAGUCCAUUCUCAUUUUUAUCUAACUUCACAUUUCCCAAGUAAACUGGAAGCACCUCCAGGGUUUUUUUUUGAGUGCCCCUCCCCUGCCCCCAACAAAUAGCACACACUUGUAUACAUUGUUAAAAGACUCAGAAAAUAUUGCUUAGUAAAGUGGUCUGAACAGUAAUUCUAUCAAUGUAUUCUAUAUACUGCCUCUUAUUUUUUACCCUCAUAGGAAGGUUUUCUUCUUGGGGAAGUGAAAGGUGAAGCCAAGAAUAACAUUACAGAUUCCCAAAUGGAUAAUGUUAAAGUUAUUUAUACAGUUGACAUUCAGAAAUAUAUUCCAUGCUAUCGGCUUUUUAGCUUUUAUAAUUCUUCAGGUGAACUAAAUGAGGAAGCACUAAAGAAAAUAUUUUCAAGUGUCAAAAAGACUGUGGUAGGUUGGUACAAAUUCCGUCGUCAUUCAGAUCAGAUCAUGACAUUUAGAGAGAGGCUGCUUCACAAAAACUUACAGAACCAUUUUUCAUGUCAAGAACUUGUUUUUCUGCUGUUAACACCAAGUAUAAUAACAGAAAGCUGCUCUACUCAUCGGCUGGAACAUGCCUUAUAUAAACCUCAGAAAGGGUUUUCUUUUGUCAGACUUUUUCAUAGGGUACCAUUGGUGGUUGCCAAUCUGGGCAUGUCCGAACAACUGGGUUAUAAAACUGCGUCAGGUUCCUGUACGUCCGCUGGUUUUAACCGCGCAGUAGAAGCACACAGCUCUGAAUUUUUUGAAGAAGAUGGAUCUUUAAAGGAGGUACAUAAGAUAAAGGAAAUGUAUGCUUCAUUACAAGAGGAAUUGAAGAGUACAUGCGAAAAAGUAGAACACAGUGAGGAAGCAGUAGAAAAACUACUAAAGGAUAUAAGCCGAUUAAAACGAGAAAUUAAAAUAAGGAAACAAGCACAGACUCAAGCGGAACGAAAGAAGAAUGUCCCAAAAGAACCUCAGGAGAACACUUUUCUUUGUCAGGCUUUGCGGACGUUUUUUCCGGAUUGUGAAUUUCUUCGUUCAUGUGUUAUGUCUUUGAAAAACAGGUGUAUUUCUAAGAGUAGCUGUGACAGCGGCCACCGUCUUGAUGUGGUAGACAACCUGACCUUAAUGGUAGAAUACACUGACAUUCCUGAAGCUAGUCCAGCUAGUGCACCACAAACGAUUAAGCGUAAAUCUUUAGAAAAGACAGGUGACGGAUGGCAAUUCAAGAAAUCACGGCUGUCAGAGACACAAAACAAACCGUCUAAAACAGAUACUGAUAGUAGUAACCAAGAAAAAACAUCCACGAUAAGCAGCCCAGAAACAGAUGAAGAUAUUGAGAAAAUGAAGGGUUCCGGUGAAUAUUCACAAUCUCCUACAUUUUGAUCCUUUUAACCCAAAAGGAGGUUUUUUUAUUUGUUUGAAGGAUAAAGUCAAACGUUUCUAUCAAUUUUGCUAUGUUCAGCUAUUGCAGUAAUAAAUAUAUUCAGAUAUA
This is a messenger RNA of Microcebus murinus (gray mouse lemur), 2598 nucleotides long. NCBI's taxonomy places the organism in Eukaryota, Metazoa, Chordata, Mammalia, Primates, Cheirogaleidae. The record is from RefSeq and is a predicted model, not a curated record.